Molecule: messenger RNA, 687 nt
Organism: Trichomonas vaginalis G3
Lineage: Eukaryota; Parabasalia; Trichomonadida; Trichomonadidae
Product: transcription-initiator DNA-binding domain ibd family
Exons: 1
Coding region: 1-687 (228 amino acids)
Source: RefSeq, a predicted model, not a curated record
AUGCAGAAUCUCGGUGCAUUCUUCCAGUUUCCAAACUACUGGUGUAUCCUCAAUGACUUUGAUAAGUUCCAGUAUGGUAUAUUAAGGGUUUCUUUAUCCACACAUUACGCAAAGAAUCAGAGGAAUAAAAGAGUUGGGAAUUUUACAGAGAUUCUGGAGUUAAUCAAACGCUUUUGCAUCCGUGGUGAUGCGGACGACUGGCGUAGAUGCCUCGUUUGCGGAGUUUGCUGGCUUCCGAAUGGGAUCGCAGUCAAUACUCGUCAAUUGAAGCUCCUGAUCUUCAAGUGCAAGUCAUCAAUCAACGGAUCACUCCACAAGAUGGGCUAUUCCGUCAAUUUUGGCCGUGCAGAACCUACAAACUCACUUGUAAUGGCGAUUCCAAUUUUAAAGGAUAAUAUCAACGAAUUGAGGCAAUGGACGAUCAGACAAUGCGUUGGACAAUGCGCAUCACCCGUUUCUCCACCCUCUACCGUUCAACCGGUAAAUCAACCAACUAUCCAGACAGAAGUUUCAAUCGAUUGCGGAAGAUCCAAACCUCUUCCAAUUCCAAACAUCAAUUUCAACACAGUCAAGAAGGAAGAUGAAGUCGAUUCCUUCGAUCCUCUAUUAUUGAUCGACAGAUUUGGUUUAGGAGUUCCAUUUGAUAUUGAUACUCGGACACCUUCUAUUGAGCUUGAUUUAGUUUAA